AUUCGGAUACAGGAUGGAAAUUGCCACUAUAAAAUAGCGACCACAAGAUAAGAGACUCCUCAUCCCAAUUCAGAGCAGAAAACAGUCGCGCACACACUCACAAACUCGAAGUAGAAGACGACCGUAUAUGGAGGAGGUGGUGAUAGUGGGUGCCGGCAUCGCGGGUCUGGCAACCGCAGUGGCCCUUAAGAAGGUCGGUGUCCGAGCCCUCAUCCUCGAGAGAUCGAAUGAGCUUCGAGCGACUGGCACGGCUCUGGGUCUCUUCGCUAAUGCGUGGGUUGCGCUCGACACGCUCGGGGUUUCGGACAAGCUCGCAGCCCUUUGCUCUCCUUUAGAAAGGGGAUACAUAACUGAUGUCAGGACUAAAUCAAUUCAAGAAGUGCAUUAUCGUCCAAGUAGCAGGAAUGGAGCCCUACCAAGAGCGGUCCACCGAAAAGUUUUGUUGGAAGUUCUGGCGGAGGAGCUUCCUCCAAAUAGCAUUCGAUUCUCUUCCAGGAUAACUUCCAUCGAAACCCAAGUAGAACACGGCUUGUCCAUUUGUAUUGUCACGCUCGAUAAUGGGACCAUCAUAAAGUCUAAGGUUGUUAUAGGAUGCGAUGGCAUACACUCUAUCGUGGCCCGUUGGCUUGGACUUCGCCCGCCAGUCUCUUCAGGCCGAUUGGGAGUGCGUGGGUUGUCCGUAUUCCCAAAGGGUCACGGUUUUGACCACAGCGACGCACUUCAACAAUUUGUGGAUGUGGGUAGGAGGGCAGCUUUUUUUACUCUCAAUGAUAAGGAAGUCUACUGGUUUUUUGGGGCGACGUGUCCUAAAGAUAUGGAAAAAGAAGCAGAUCCAGAAAUGAUACAAAGGGAGGUGAUGGAAGAUCUGGCAAAGGACUUCCCACCUCUCUUCCUCGAUAUCGUCAAGCACUCCGAUCUUUCGAGUUUGACAUGGGCCCCACUGAUGUUCCGAUAUCCUUGGGACAUCCUUCUCGGAAACCUAGCCCGAUCAAACAUCACGGUGGCUGGAGACGCUAUGCACCCGAUGACUCCCGACUUGGGCCAGGGUGGAUGUUCAGCGCUCGAGGAUGCGGUGGUAUUGGGGAGGCACCUUGGGGACUCAAUUUCCAAGCACGGCAAACUGGUGACCCAAUAUGUCGGACUUGCUAUAGGGAGGUAUGCAAAGGAGAGGAGAUUGAGGGCGGCGACACUGGUAACAGCAUCGUACUUGUCGGGAUGGCUGCAAGAAGAUGGGUCUAGUCGAAUAAUGAGGUUCCUAAGAGUUGUAUUCUAUGGGCUCCUCUUGGCUAGAGUAGUGAAUGGUAUUACAGAACAUGAUUGUGGGAAGCUUCCUAGUGUCUCUUCAUUGCCUUCAUGUGAAUCCGAAAGCUCCAUCUAGUUAUAGAGUUGCAAACGUUCUGCGGUCUUCUAUUUUGUUUAAUAGUCGGUGAUGUGAGUUUAUUGCAAUGCAUAACACAAAAGUUCACGGUA
Eucalyptus grandis is the source of this 1470-nucleotide messenger RNA. RefSeq names its product monooxygenase 2. The record is from RefSeq and is a predicted model, not a curated record. Lineage: Eukaryota; Viridiplantae; Streptophyta; Magnoliopsida; Myrtales; Myrtaceae. The coding region runs from base 128 to 1378 and encodes 416 amino acids. The transcript has 5 exons. Gene Ontology annotation, molecular function: FAD binding.